UAAAUACAUGAGCGGCACAGUGAUUUUGGUUUCAUAUAAUCGGAUCGCUGUCUGCAGAAACAUGAGGCCAGUGUUUUUGGGUUUGUUUCUGUGCGCUGUCCUUCCUCUGGUCAAUGCUGGAUGCUCCAUCAUGGCACACAACAAAGAAGAUAAGUUUUGCCGGGACUCAACAGAUAAGACUUGGCAUCCUGUUGGAUCCACUUGGAGAAACAGUAAAUGUAUGGAUUGUAAUUGUGUUGAUGACUCAAUGAGGUGCUGUGAUGCAAUGGGGACUCCGAUUUAUCCUGACAAGUGCUCAGUGGAGUACAACUACGAUUCAUGCACAUAUGAGGUUUUUGAGAAAGUUCCAUGUGCUCACGGUGCUGUGGGCAAAUGACGGCCAUGAAUCAGGGAAAGAAACCGAUCAUCAUUUUUCAGUUUUAUCUGCGGAUUUAAAGGGUAAUUACAGACAUGCCCAAAUGAACAUAGAAUUUGUAAUAUUAGGAAAGAUUAGGAAUUUUUUAGGUUUAAUGUUGAAAGAUGUCUCAGUGCAUCUAUAUAAAAUGUAUUAUAAUUGAGGAUUAAAUGAAUGAUUUCUGAAGGAUCAUGUGACACUGAAGACUGGAGUGAUGAUGCUGAAAAUUAAUCUUUGCCUUCAAAGUAAUACAUUUCAUUAAACAAUAUAUUCAGAUAUUCAAAUAAUAUUAUAAUGUUUUCACUGUAUUUGAGGUAUUUAGGCAUUUGAGAUUCAAACUGUAAAUGAAAUUACGUACAGAUACAAAAAUUUAAAUAAUAAAUUAAAUCAAUUAAAAGAUGUAAAUUCUAGUUUACAUUUUUAAAUGUACACCUGUGUUUAUAUCAAUAAAGCUGAAUCAAUACAA
Messenger RNA from Pimephales promelas (fathead minnow), 860 nucleotides. Lineage: Eukaryota; Metazoa; Chordata; Actinopteri; Cypriniformes; Leuciscidae. The record is from RefSeq and is a predicted model, not a curated record.